Messenger RNA from Somion occarium, 1394 nucleotides. Lineage: Eukaryota; Fungi; Basidiomycota; Agaricomycetes; Polyporales; Cerrenaceae. The record is from the annotation of a GenBank genome assembly.
GCUUGCACCUCAGAGUAUGUUCUUCCACUCCAUUAUUGCAAGCUGUCCAUCGCCGUCGCGUCAGCAGGACUACGCUUAUCUUCAGUGCGUAUGCAACCAUCUAUGUCUCUUCAACAGCGGCCUGGGAAAACAAGGUAGAGCACACCUGAUCAGUAUUUAUGGCAACAUACGAGCAUAUAUGGCUUAUUCCUCAGCUAGUACCAGCUACAAGUCGAAGAGGGUCAACAGCUUACGAACCACCAGGCUAACCUAGCAUAGGCACUCCAUGGAGACUCUUGACCUCCACCUUAUUUUGCAAGAACGAUAAGAACUCUACCGUAAUAUAAUGACCAAGAUAGGAUCCACCCAGGUGGCCGCUUCUCAAACGCGAAACAAGAGCGGUAAUAGCUGUCAAAAUGUCCCCUAAAGGAGGGAAUGAUAUUGAAACAUGGGUCGACUGGAUAUGAUUUCGACUGCACAUGGGACUGUGUCCUUCUAAUGCCUUUUGGCUUCUAAGAAGUUGGACCAUGUGGCGCGACAUGGAAAGCACCAUAUCAAGGAAAAACCCCACACAUGGAGGCCUGAUCUUCCGGAACACGAUGGUCAUAUCUGACUGCGUAAUCGGCCCAUCGGGAUUCAAGGAAAUAGAGGCCAAUAAGUCGAAAACCAAGAAGUUCAAUUUUUUGAAUGGAUUUUGCGAAUCUGGGCCAGGCUCCAGCACAUAGACAAUGGUACUUGGACUCUUGGAGCAGCUAAGAAGGCUUUAUGUUACCAUUUUCGCAGUCUUAUCAGCAGAUUUAGGAGACGUCAAGGGCCACUAUCCAGGAUAUGGCGUCUUCACCUCCAAAUGGUUUGCUGGUAUACACAACGUCGUCGAUGACUCAAUAAGCCAGAGGGAAGUAUUCGACAGACUCCACAGCUCAAGGCACCACGGUCAUCCUCAUAGGAUCGAAGGUAGUUUGGAAAUCGUUAUCAUCAGAAGUCGAUGUGGAGUGAUCUAUGAUUCACUAGACACGAUGAAGGAGCAGCCUGCGUCAACCACGUUGCAUCUCAUUCAAACAACCCUCUAUAUACCCCGCAACCCAACUACUGUGCGAGGCAUAUCUACCAACUUCAGCGUACACAACGACAAGAUGGUCUACCACACCAACGGCCGGACGAUGCCAUCCUCGAUCCCAUGCGGAAGAUUUACUGCACAAAUGGGUGGUAAUAAAACUGGACCGAAAUUACCCGUCAAGCCUCCGUCGACGACACCGACAGGAUCAGGGUCGAGACGCACUGGAGCCAACGCCAACGACAGAAACGCACAAAGGGGUCAGGGUGUCAAUGCGUUGACGAAGCAGAGGGCUCUCUGAAAAGCAGUCAGAAUAGUUGUGAAUCUGGAUGAGAACCUGUAAUAAGUGACCUCGUAUCAA